UAUGAACCCACGAUAUUGCUAACUGUGAUUUAAUAAAAAAGCGAUUGAUGAUUUUGUUGCCACCGAACCCAAAGCAGACAAAGAGACCUACCUACCACCUGCCAAACCGAUCAAAAAAUUUCCAUGCAGCUCACAUGACCACCCGCGAAUCCUCCUCCGGACUCGACUCUUCGAGCAUGGACGAUCAACCCACCAAACGCACCGUUUCACUUGAUCCGGAACCCGAACCCGAACCCGAACCCGGCGGCGAGGUCUGGGUCGAAAACUUCAACCGCAGCUUCCGCCAGGUCCAGGCCGUCCUCGACCGCAACCGCGCUCUGAUCCAGCAAGUCAACGACAACCACCAGUCCCGGAUUCCGGCCAACAUGGUCAAGAACGUCGCCCUCAUCCAGGAAAUCAACGCCAACAUCCGCAAGGUCGUCUCGCUCUACUCCGACCUGUCCUCCGAUUUCUCCACCGUCUUUCCCAACAAGGAGCGCUGCGAGCCCAGCUAGUCCGUCCGUCGGCGUUUUCCUAAAGAGGAUUACAGUGCAACUGCUUUCCUGUUGAACCUGCCAAACUAAAGACGAGGUACUUAUGGCUUUUCGCUCAAUGCCUUGUUCGUUGCUAGGCCUCAUGUUAAGCAAUCUUCUCAGCAGGUCAACACGGAAUGUUCAGAUGAGUAGCUUGUUAUUAGUUAGGAUCUGAAUUUGGGUGGUGAAGAAUGUGUACAUGCUGCUCAUAGUAGAGGGCAACUUCUCUCACCUAUUCUCAUGAAAGAAAUUUGCGACCAUCGGAUUAGCAACUUCUGAAUCUGUUUGGUUAAGUUGUAUUGUGGAUCUGCUCUGCUAUAGUUCUCUGCCUUGUAUUGUAAAAGACCACUAUAUCAGUCCUUUUAUCAACCUCCCGUGAUAUUCUUACUGAGACAUUGAUUACUGAAUAGUAAGGAAGAAACUCUUUCGUUGCC
Rosa rugosa (rugosa rose) is the source of this 946-nucleotide messenger RNA. Its product is annotated as protein EARLY FLOWERING 4. Bases 48 to 494 code for a protein of 148 amino acids. Gene Ontology annotation, biological process: positive regulation of circadian rhythm; entrainment of circadian clock. Gene Ontology annotation, cellular component: nucleus. The record is from RefSeq and is a predicted model, not a curated record. The transcript is spliced from 2 exons. Lineage: Eukaryota; Viridiplantae; Streptophyta; Magnoliopsida; Rosales; Rosaceae.